AUGACGACUACUUCGGCCGAACCGGCCGCUGCAUCUGCGAUUCCCAAACCCAACCAACCUGACGAGGCACAGAAAUCAAACGCCAACGAUCAAGAUCAGAACCAGAAGAUCUCACAAAAGAAAGUACACAUUCCAAAGCCCAAGUAUCGCCUCCAUGCCGAGGACCUCCGCCAUCCAGAAUCUGCCUCAUUCUCUACCUACAUCCCGGAUGUAGCCACGACUCUCGACACGGCCCUCAGCAAUAUCGUCAAAUACCUCUAUACUAGCCCAGAAACCGGGUCUCCAGUGGAUGUGAAAAGUGCACCAAAAUGCAAGCGACCUCACUUUGUCCCCUUCAUCCCGCCCACGCGCUCAGUGACGUUAUUCCUGCGCGACUUCGGCGGCGUGGCUUACACGACGGGCACAGAGUUGGACGACGCCCACAAAGAAAUCCACCUCUCAUUGCCGUAUAUCACGCACUGCAAGAACUCGGCCGCGAAAGCUGACCCGGUGCAUGAACUAGCGGGUGUGCUGACCCACGAGCUGGUCCACUGCUACCAGCAUACCUCGCCCCCGGACUCUGCGAAGGGCGGGAAGGAUACCCCAGGCCCACCGGGAGGUCUGAUUGAAGGUAUUGCGGACUUUGUUCGGCUCAAGGCUGGCCUGUCGCCGCCGCAUUGGACGCGGCCUACGUCUUCUUCACAGAGGGAGAAGAAAUGGGAUGCUGGGUAUCAGCAUACGGCGUACUUCUUGGCGUGGAUUGAGGAUGUCUGGGCUGGCGAGGGUGCGGUUGGUAUGCUCAAUGAUCGGCUCUUCAGGGUUGGUUAUGUAGGCGAGGGGGCGGAGGAUGAGGCGAAUGGUCAUGAAGGGGGCUUUUGGAAAAGUCUCUUUGGGGCUGGGGUUGCGGAAUUAUGGGAUGAAUAUGGGCAGUGGCUUGACGAUGGUGAGAAGGCUAAAGGAAACUGGGAGGAAGAGAUUGUUAACCCAGUAUAA
This is a messenger RNA of Penicillium cataractarum, 972 nucleotides long. RefSeq names its product basic secretory family protein. The transcript has a single exon. The record is from RefSeq and is a predicted model, not a curated record. Lineage: Eukaryota; Fungi; Ascomycota; Eurotiomycetes; Eurotiales; Aspergillaceae. Bases 1 to 972 code for a protein of 323 amino acids.